AUGGCUACCUUAAUUCAUGCAUUGGUUAUGUUCUUUUUUUUGGUUUUUAUGCAUAAGGGUGAUGCCUAUGAGUUUGUAGUUGGAGGCCAAAAGGGAUGGAGUGUUCCAAGUGAUCCUAAUGCUAACCCUUUCAAUCAGUGGGCAGAAAAGAGCAGGUUUCAAGUAGGAGACUCCCUAGUGUUCAAUUACCAAUCUGGCAAAGACUCAGUAAUUGAAGUAAACAGCCAACAAGACUAUGAGAGUUGCAAUACUGAUGCAUCAUCUUCUGGAAAAUCUUCUGAUGGCCACACGGUAAUCAAACUCGACAGAUCAGGUCCUCACUACUUCAUUAGUGGAAACAAAGAUAACUGUCUCAAGAAUGAGAAACUAUUGGUGAUUGUUCUUGCUGACAGAACCAACAGAAACUCAAAUCAAACAGCAACAACUCCUUCUGUUUCUCCUUCUCCUUCUCCUUUAUCCUCGCACACAUCAGAUGCAUUGACUCCUUCACUACCACCUUCUCAGCUAUAUGGUUCGUCUCCUCCACCGCCUUCUCAGCUAGAUGGUUCAUCUCCACCACCUCUUCAGCAAGUAGGUUCAGCUCCACCGCUAGGAACUGAUGUGACAAAUCCUGCUACUCCAACUACAUCUCCUGUUUCUGAACCUCCUCCUCCUAAUGAUGCUUCUUCAAUCUUGCUUAGCUUUGGUUGUUCUGUUGGAGCACUCAUGGUUUCACUUCUCGUCUAUUCUAAGUAA
Messenger RNA from Lathyrus sativus (Indian pea), 735 nucleotides. The record is from the annotation of a GenBank genome assembly. Lineage: Eukaryota; Viridiplantae; Streptophyta; Magnoliopsida; Fabales; Fabaceae.